ACAGCCUUGCCAAUGGACCUGGUUGGGUUUGGUUAUGCAGCUCUUGUAACAUUUGGGAGCAUUUUGGGAUAUAAAAGGAGAGGUGGUGUUCCUUCUUUGAUUGGUGGACUUUUUGUUGGAUUUUUGGCUGGCUAUGGAGCUUACCGUGUCUCCAAUGACAAACGAGAUGUAAAAGUAUCACUGUUUACAGCUUUCUUCCUGGCCACUAUAAUGGGUGUGCGAUUUAAGAGAUCCAAGAAAAUAAUGCCAGCUGGACUGGUUGCAGGCUUAAGCCUCAUGAUGAUCCUGAGACUUGUCUUACUGCUGCUCUGA
This is a messenger RNA of Orycteropus afer afer, 312 nucleotides long. It is a transcript of the gene TMEM14A, whose product is annotated as transmembrane protein 14A. Gene Ontology annotation, cellular component: mitochondrial membrane. Gene Ontology annotation, biological process: regulation of heme biosynthetic process. The record is from RefSeq and is a predicted model, not a curated record. Lineage: Eukaryota; Metazoa; Chordata; Mammalia; Tubulidentata; Orycteropodidae.